This is a messenger RNA of Dama dama (fallow deer), 3931 nucleotides long. RefSeq names its product ataxin 7 like 3 (gene ATXN7L3). Gene Ontology annotation, molecular function: transcription coactivator activity. The transcript has 13 exons. The record is from RefSeq and is a predicted model, not a curated record. Gene Ontology annotation, cellular component: SAGA complex; DUBm complex. The coding region runs from base 365 to 1447 and encodes 360 amino acids. Gene Ontology annotation, biological process: positive regulation of DNA-templated transcription; regulation of transcription by RNA polymerase II. Lineage: Eukaryota; Metazoa; Chordata; Mammalia; Artiodactyla; Cervidae.
AACGCCCGGCUUCCCCCGGCUUCCCGGCCCGGCCGGGGCCCCUAGCUCUCCCCCUGUCUGGGUCCCCCCUGGGCGGGGCAGGGCCGGCCGGGGAGGGGGCGCGGGGCCUUUGUUAGGGAGCCAGGCCCCAGCCCCCGGGACAAUAGAGACACCCUCCCGGACUCCUCUCCCCGGCCGGCCGGGGCUGUCGGCGGGCGGGGAAGAAGAGGGGCCGGGACGUGUCCCACUCUGCCCACUCUCUAGGGGUCGGUCUGUCCCGGACCGGCGCCGGCCUCCGGCGACUCGGCUCUCCUCCCCCCAGUCGCCGUGUUGCCGCCCGCUGUGCUAUGAGCAGUCAGAGCACCGUCUCCACAAGAGUUCACAAAUGAAAAUGGAGGAAAUGUCUUUGUCUGGCCUGGAUAACAGCAAACUAGAGGCCAUCGCUCAGGAGAUAUACGCGGACCUGGUCGAGGAUUCUUGUUUGGGAUUCUGCUUUGAGGUACACCGGGCUGUCAAGUGUGGCUACUUCUUCCUGGACGACACGGACCCUGAGAGCAUGAAGGAUUUUGAGAUCGUGGACCAGCCGGGUUUGGACAUCUUUGGACAGGUUUUCAACCAGUGGAAGAGCAAGGAGUGUGUUUGCCCCAAUUGCAGCCGCAGCAUUGCCGCCUCCCGUUUUGCUCCCCACCUGGAGAAGUGCCUAGGAAUGGGUCGGAACAGCAGCCGAAUCGCCAACCGCCGGAUUGCCAAUAGCAACAACAUGAACAAGUCAGAGAGUGACCAAGAGGAUAAUGAUGACAUCAAUGACAACGACUGGUCCUAUGGCUCAGAGAAGAAAGCCAAGAAGAGAAAAUCAGACAAGCUAUGGUAUCUCCCAUUCCAGAACCCCAAUUCCCCUCGAAGAUCCAAGUCUUUAAAACACAAAAAUGGGGAACUUAGCAAUUCGGAUCCUUUUAAGUAUAACAACUCAACUGGGAUCAGCUACGAGACCCUGGGGCCAGAGGAGCUGCGCAGCCUGCUCACCACGCUUAUAUUCCUCUUCCAGCAAUGUGGGGUGAUUUCUGAACACACCAAGAAGAUGUGCACAAGGUCCCUACGCUGCCCUCAGCAUACAGAUGAGCAGCGGCGAGCUGUGCGGAUUUAUUUCCUUGGACCCUCAGCUGUCCUUCCAGAGGUGGAGAGUUCCCUGGAUAAUGACAGCUUCGACAUGACUGACAGCCAGGCCCUGAUCAGCCGGCUUCAGUGGGACGGCUCCUCUGAUCUCUCACCCUCUGAUUCAGGCUCCUCCAAGACGAGUGAGAAUCAGGGGUGGGGUCUAGGUACCAACAGUUCCGAGUCACGGAAAACCAAGAAAAAGAAAUCCCAUCUGAGCCUGGUAGGGACUGCCUCCAGCCUGGGCUCCAACAAGAAGAAAAAGCCAAAGCCACCGGCGCCCCCGACGCCCAGCAUCUACGAUGACAUCAACUGACUUGGGUACAAGGGGAUAGCCUUUGGCUGAGCAGAGCCGUCUCUCCCGACCCCCACCCAGGCGGCACAGCCUGGCAAAUGGACGGCUGCUGGGGGUUUGGGCUUGGGAAGCUUGGUGGGCGAGGCAGGCAGAGGAUCCAAUUAUGCACCCCUGGGGGGUGUCAGGGUCUUCUGCGAUGGAGCACGAGCCCUCAGCGUGCAGGACUCAGACCUGGACAUAUUAUGCCUUGGACAUAAGUUUGGUGGGGAGGCGGUUUUCCUAUUUAUUCUGUGAGUUACUGGAUGUCCAGCUAGGCCAGGGGCCUGACCUGGGCACUGUGCCAGGGCACUGCCGCCCCCCCACCCCAGGAACUGGACUAAGCCCUGCCGAGGAGCAUCGUGGCUACCCGGGAGGCCGUGGGUUGGAAGCUGAGCCUGGAGGGGGCCUCCCCCAGCUGCCCUCAGCAAUGUGAAUGGGUCCGGUGCUUGGAGCUGAGGGACAGGGCUGGGCGUGUCCUGUCUGUGUGCAGAAUCUUAUCAAAAGCCCCCAUCCCAGGGGGAGGCAGGCAUGGCGAGCUGUCUGCUGAGGUAGGCGUCCUAAACUAGCGCCGCCUUCCCUGCCCCUCACAGGGGCAGCCCUUUCCCCUCAGUCCCCGGGGGCCUCCUUGGCAGCAGGAGCUGUCCUUUUGUUGUUGGGUGCCAGGAAAGGGCCUCCAGCCUCUACAGCUUCAAGGAACGGGCACGGGGAGGGUAGGAAGAGGGAGCUGUGUAUCAGGAUGACUCCCCCCCUACCUCUCCUCCCUGACCCAGGGCUGGCGAGGAGUGGGGCCCCAAGGUGAGGUGCUGCUUUAUUUGAAAUGUUUUCUUACCUCAUUCCCUGCCCCAGGAAGGGGCCCAGCCUCACCCUCCUGGGGUGGCCCCAUGUUCCUCCUGCCUACCCUGCCCCACUGCCCUCCCGGGGCAGCCCAAGUUCCCAACUGCUGCUUGCCACCCCCCCUCUUUCACCUUGACCAGCUCCAGUUCCUCUCUCGAUGCUCCUGCCUCCAAAGCCUGCCCUGUCUCCCCUUCCUUUUGCCGCUUUUAAGUUAUUUAUUCUGUACUUGUGGUUUGGGGCUCUGAGGAAAAUCCUGAUCUUUUACCUCUCCCCCCUUGCGAGGAGUGGGGCGGGAAGAGAGGGUGGUCUCCGUGUUCUUGGCUGUCAGCGGAGGGGGUGGGGUGCCAUGCCUGGGCAGUGCCCCCCUGCGGGACUGUCGUGCCAGUGUGCCCACCUGCCUGGUCUACAUCCUGAAGAGAUGUAUCAUUCAACCUCCACGCGGGCACCAUCGCUCCCAGGAACCGAGCUGGAGGACUGCAGUCCAGGUUGGGAGCAGAACUGAUGGCCCCAGGGAUGGAGCUGACCCUGAACCGUGUUCUCUGGCACUCGCUGGACGUGACCCCUGCCCUCCUUCCAGAAGGAGCCAUCCCACAUUUGGGUAGUUAGUACCCAGGACUGACCGGACUGAUCUGGGUUAGGGACCCUAGAGGGUUAAGGGAACAAGAGAUGGGGCUGCAGUACCCUGUCUGGAACCCCAAUCUCCCCCUGGGGUGGCUCUGAUUGUGGCUGACGCCUGGUUACAAAUUGAUUUUUAACCCAAGAAUUAUGAUUAUUUUUUAAAAAGCCAAACAGAUUUUGGCAGGAGUUAGAAUAAAGCCUGGGGCCUGGACUCCUCCGUUCUCACCCCUCCACAGCCUUCUCCCUCCACGGGGAGGCCAGAGGGCAAGGAGGAUCUCAGUCAGCCUCCAGCCCGCUCCCAGAUGAAGACCUGGGAGCGGGCUGGAGGUGGAGGGAGGAAGGCCGCAGGCCACUCUCCCUUCUGAGAGGCAGUUGCAGCUCAGGCCCUAAUACACCCUUUCCCCUCUGGCCUCUCCGUUUCCCCCUUCUGGUUGGAGGAGGGAGAAGUGGGAAGUAGUUUGGGAACUGGUUUGUCCACAUCCACUUCCCUAUUGUUCCUUGGCCCGCCCUCAGGGCAGAGCCCCCUGCCCAGGCUGGGUUAGAGAUGGGCUUGGUCCAGCAGGGACCCUGAGGGAGCAAACCCCCUUCCUUCUGGGGAGAGUGUGCCCCCCUACCAUGUAGUUGAACAGGGGCUAGGAGCUCCCCACUCCCUUCCCUCUAACAGCAGGCUGUGUGGGUUUCAAUUCCCAUCCUUCCCACCCCGGCUAGGUGUCGUCCACCCUGUAUCCUAUCAUGUGUCUGAGUGUGUGGGGGGGUUCUGUACUAAUUUCCAUGGCCGGUGGCUUUUCCUUCCAUGCAUCACUCCCCCCCGCAUGCCCAGGGGCCACCCGCCUGGCAUUACCGCAUGCUGGGGUCAUUGGGGGAGGGGGGUGGGGCUCACGCUGUCCUGUGGUCUUGAGAUUUUUAUUUUUGCAUAUGUAAUCCAUCCUGUACAGGUAGCUAACUUUGUAAACGCUGUGUAUUCCCCCUGCCCCCAUGGCUGCUGGUGUAAAUAAACUGCAUCUCCCGUUGGUA